UGUGGUUACAAAGUAAGGAAAAAAAUAGGAAUAAAUAGAGCAAAAUUCUAUAAAACCCCGAUCCCUGGGACUGGGAGGGACGACUGACGAUCUCUUUGCUUCAUGAAAUCCUCUCCUUGACCAAAGGCAAGAACCUUUUCAAUUUCACGUUAUUUAGGGGAAAAAAGACGCAAAAAGUGCAGUAGUUUGGUAAAUCGCAUCGUCGGAGGUGAAUAACAGCGCGUAUAAGUAACUGUGUGCGUGCGCUGGUUUUUGGAGGAAAAGUUUGCAUUUUGGAAUUUAGCGGAUUAGUUUUGGAGGUCUUGAGUUCAACGAUGGAAUUGGAUUGAUCCUCCAUGGCAGUAAAUCUGGUGAACUUUAUGACCACUCGGACAACUCGUUCAAGGAAACCUGAUGUGGUGCAGCAGCCUGAAAAUCAAUUGCGUGCUAAGUGGACAGCUCCAUUGACUAAGACUUUGGUUGAUUUGAUGGUAGACCAGAUUCAAAAGGGGAAUAGAUCAAACAAAUCUUUUAGCAAGAGAGGGUGGAAGUUCAUUUGUGAUAACUUUCGCAUUCAAACAGGUUAUUGGUGGGAUAAUGAUCAACUGAAGAGCCGUUAUGUUGCCUUAAGAAAGCAGUAUAUUAAUGUAUCAUUGCUACUCGAUCAUCCUGAUUUCAAAUGGGAUGAGGCAACUGGUGCAAUCACAUCUACGGAGGAAGCAUGGGACAGAUACAUCAAGGAUCAUCCUGAUGCUGAGACCUUGAAGAGUAUGGGCUGUCCAAUUUUCAACCAGCUGCGGAUGAUAUUUGCAGAAGCAGGGCGACACCAAAAACAGAAUGGAUCAACCAAGGAGAAUGAAACAAUGCCUUGUUCUCCAGGAGAUCAGAUUGUAAAGGUGGAACAACUAUCGCCAUCUGAAUCAGAGAACUAUGCGGAUCCGGCCAGUCGCAAGAGAGGUCGGAAAGGAGUUGAAGAUGCUAUUGCAAGAGGUAUACUGGAGAUGGCCACUGCUACAAGACUCAGGGCAGAAGCUAUAAAGAAUUUCAAUGGAAAAUUCUCCAUAACUGAUUGUGUUAGAGCAUUGGAUCAAUUGCAAGGCGUUGAUGACCAAGUAUAUCAUGCUGCUUUGGAUCUAUUCAACAAUCGUAAUGCAAGGGAGACAUUCUUAACUCUCAGAGUUGAAAAACGAUCAAUCUGGUUGCAAAGGAAGUGUUUCAACUGUACCCUGCCGUAGCCCUAGCAGUUUCUCCUUACGUCCACUUGGGAGAUGGUACUUUGUACAUAUGCUAGACUUAGAAUUUUGGCUCACAUCAACCCAUUCUCUAAUCUCCAUGACUUCUGUACCGAGCUCUCGAAAAUGCAUCACACAUAUGCUGCUCAUGGAUGAAGACUUUGGAGUAUAAAUUUCGAGCGCUUCAUCUUCUCGGCAUGUAGAAGUUAAUGUUAUGCAGUACUUAGGUAGAUAUCAUUAUGAAGCAGCAAGUGUCACAACACCAGCAACAAUAUUCUUACGAACAUGGUUUUCAAAUUUCAGAGCCACUGGAGCAAACUUGACAUCAGGGUUGUUUCUUGGAUCUACUGAGGUACAUUCUUCUGGUCACCUUGAGGAGCUAUGAAGUGUUUGAGCUCUAAGCUAGAAUUAUAUUCUUAUACAGGGAAUGGCAGAGUGUGUUUUGCUGCUUGUUCUCAUAGUCUCUGCUUCUUGCCGUCAGGGGACUGUUUAUUCUUUUCUUAUUAUGUAUAGCUAUUCUUUUA
Sesamum indicum (sesame) is the source of this 1735-nucleotide messenger RNA. RefSeq names its product L10-interacting MYB domain-containing protein. The record is from RefSeq and is a predicted model, not a curated record. NCBI's taxonomy places the organism in Eukaryota, Viridiplantae, Streptophyta, Magnoliopsida, Lamiales, Pedaliaceae.